Molecule: messenger RNA, 1192 nt
Organism: Vigna radiata var. radiata (mung bean)
Lineage: Eukaryota; Viridiplantae; Streptophyta; Magnoliopsida; Fabales; Fabaceae
Product: F-box protein At1g67340
Exons: 3
Coding region: 37-1056 (339 amino acids)
Molecular function (GO): protein binding
Source: RefSeq, a predicted model, not a curated record
ACCCCUUCACCCUCUCUUCCCAUUUGUUUCGCCACCAUGAGAGCUCCAUUCAAGCACACCAAGAAGAAACCCGAUCUCUUUGAAUGUCUUCCCGAUGAUCUUCUGGUUUUCAUUCUCUCUAAACUUAGCUCCACCGCUUCUUCUCCUUCGGAAUUCAUAAACAUCGUCUUAACAUGCAAGAGAUUAAACCGGUUAGGCCUGCACCGUCUUGUGUUAUCCAAAGCCGGGCCUAAAGUGUUCGCCGUAAAGCCCACAAAUUGGUCGGAAAAGACUCACACUUUUCUUAAACACUGCGUUAACGCCGGCAACGUCGACGCCUGUUACACUCUCGGAAUGAUCCGAUUUUACUGUCUGGAAAACCGAGGGAGCGGACUCUCGUUGAUGGCGAAGGCGGCUAUGAAGCUGCACGCGCCGGCUCUAUACUCGCUAGCGGUUAUACAGUUCAAUGGCAGCGGCGGCUCCAAACACGACAAGGAUCUACGCGCGGGCGUGGCUUUGUCUGCGCGUGCGUCGCUGCUCGGGCACAUCGACGCGCUUCGGGAGUUGGGUCAUUGUCUCCAGGAUGGCUACGGCGUGCGGCAGAACGUGGCGGAGGGGAGGAGGAUGCUGGUGCAGGCCAACGUGCGGGAGCUGGCGUACUUGUUACGCGAGGUGACUCCUUCUGCUUCUGACUCUCUGAUGUUGACGUGGCGGACAGCAGUGACGUGUCAGAGAGAUGUGACAGCGCUGUUGAGUGACUACGGUUACAGAAUUCCGGUACCGGAAGUGCAACCGGUGAAUCGUUUUUUAAGAGAGUGGUUUGAAUCCGGCAAAGGAAAAUUAGAGGAAGGAUUGAGGUUAUGCUCCCACAUUGGAUGUGGCCGACCGGAAACUCGACCGCACGAAUAUCGACGGUGUUCUGUUUGUGGGAAAGUUAAUUAUUGCUCACGUGGAUGCCAAGCCAUGGAUUGGAAGUUAAAGCAUAAAAUGGAGUGUUCGCCCACUGAACACUAUGCGGAAGGAGGUGGUGGUGUAGACCUAAAUAACGAGUUUGCCAUACCAAACGAUGCCGUUUGAGGAUGAAUUUCAACCGACAAAUGAGAAAAAAAAAGGGGGCUAUUAGAUUUACGUACUGUGUACAUAUGGGGUAAUUUUUUUAUUUUGUAUUUAGACAUCAUCAAGUUAUAUAUAUUAUAUAUAUAAAUUGUGGGCA